UCACCUCUCACACACACAAUGAGCUAACGAGAGCUGAUACUCCGUUGGCAUGCUCCAAGGCUCGAGCGAUGGAGCGAGCAGUGUUGCUGUUGCACGCGACGACGGCGUUGAUGUCAACGCGGUAAAGAAGAAGAAGCGCAAGGAACAUAGCGCAACAGGUUUCUACGCAGCUUCUAUGAGAGCUAUCAGUGCCCGCGCGUUGACCUUUUGGUUUCGUGCACCUGCCAAAGCCUUCUUCCGAUCGAGGAUAGAUUAUAUGGGCUAUGCGCGAGCCAUCAAUCCUCAUGUCCGAGCAGGUGAAUCCUGGAGCUGGAGAAUGACCUCCCCGGCCCUGCUCUAUAGUGCAGUGCAGCGGCAAGGCUGGAAGUUCUUUCCGAAUCAGCUACUCCCUCCGCUUCUGGCCAACACCGCGAUUGGAGCCGCUCUCUACACGGCCUAUCUACAGACCCUCGGAAUGUUGCAUGAGCCUUCCUCACGACCCAACAAGCGCAUCUACCCUCCUCCGUCCUUCCAGACCUGCUUCGCUGCUGGCAUGGUCGCUGGAACCGUCCAAUCCCUCUUCGCAGCCCCGCUAGACGCCCUUCAGACUCGCUUCCAAUCAUCCGAGAUGCAGGUAGGCAAAUACCGGGACAUGUGGCAGUAUGCACGGCUCAAGCUCCUCGAGAUCGGUCCUCGCGGAAUCUUCGCCGGCUGGUCGCUGUCCCUGGCCCGCGACUCCCUCGGUUCCGGUUUCUUCUUCGCCACAUUCGAGGUCGUCAAGUCGCAAGCCUUUUACGGCUUCGUCAGCACCUAUUACGGCUCGUUAUCGAAACUCUCCACUCGCCAGCGUGAGUCUAUCUCAGCCCAGCAGGAACUGUACGCACGUCCUGAGAUACGUCCGCACUACAUGGUCGAGCCAACAUUCCUCCUCCUCGCCGGCGCAACGGCUUCGAUCGCUCAGGCACUGGUCCAUCAUCCCGUGUCUCGCAUACAAGACGUGCACUACCGUCGUCUAGAAUGGAUCGACGGACACUCCCAUGCGGUCCACCAAUCCCGCGAAGCACGACUUUCCGUGUUGAAGGUCUACGCUCAAGCGUACCGCAAAACGGCGCGAUAUUGUCUCGUCCUGGCGCGGCGAGCGGGAGGAUUGCGGCAAUGGGUGUACCGGGACUUUUGGUUGAAUACUCUGCGGCAGGUUCCAAGUACGAGCGCAGGGCUUAUCGUGUUUGAAAUUGUGAGGAGGAAGUAUGCGAGUGAGGAGGACGCGGUGAGGAUACCAAAGGGCGGAUACGAUAUCGUGCUGUUCUGAAAGCAUAGACGAAGAUCAUGGAACCGUGUCAUUCGGUCGUUGCCGACCGUUUUCUCUCUCUG
Molecule: messenger RNA, 1350 nt
Organism: Zymoseptoria tritici IPO323
Lineage: Eukaryota; Fungi; Ascomycota; Dothideomycetes; Mycosphaerellales; Mycosphaerellaceae
Exons: 4
Coding region: 50-1288 (412 amino acids)
Biological process (GO): mitochondrial L-ornithine transmembrane transport
Molecular function (GO): L-ornithine transmembrane transporter activity
Source: RefSeq, a predicted model, not a curated record